Molecule: messenger RNA, 4590 nt
Organism: Polypterus senegalus (gray bichir)
Lineage: Eukaryota; Metazoa; Chordata; Cladistia; Polypteriformes; Polypteridae
Gene: loxl4
Product: lysyl oxidase-like 4
Exons: 15
Coding region: 113-2398 (761 amino acids)
Biological process (GO): peptidyl-lysine oxidation
Cellular component (GO): membrane
Molecular function (GO): protein-lysine 6-oxidase activity; copper ion binding
Source: RefSeq, a predicted model, not a curated record
GCGGGAAGCAGAAAGAGAGUAGGCAGAGUGGCAGCCUCCUUCACUCUCUUUGCAGUUCAGGCGUGAGUCACCCAGCACCAGUGAGCUCAGGAUUCUGUGAGACCUGUUGGGCAUGAUGCUGGGACUUUUCUUGUCAGCAGCUCUCUUGCUGUUGUCUGUGGUACAGGGAUCCCCAGAAGAGCGACAUUCUCGUCAACGUCGUGCACCCCUGAUCAAGGUGCGCCUUGCUGGGGUCUCCAGGGGUCCCAAUGAAGGACGUAUUGAGGUGUUUUACAAUCGCACCUGGGGAACAGUUUGUGAUGAUGAUGUCGACGUUAACGUAGCCAAUGUAGCCUGCCGAGAACUUGGCUUUGAAGGUGCCCUAACGUGGGCGCACAGUGCAAAGUAUGGAGAAGGAAAAGGGCCAAUCUGGCUAGAUAAUGUGCACUGCCAGGGCACAGAGAACUCACUAGCUGACUGUAAGUUUGCUGGAUGGGGAAUCAGUGACUGUCAGCAUUCAGAAGACCUGGGCGUGAUUUGCACUGAGGAGAAAAGACCGGCGAAUGUGCAAAGAGUGGAGGUACGACCCAACAACAUAAUCAAUCAGAACCCCAAUACUGUGAAAAUAGAAGAGGUCCGCCUUCGCCCAUUGCUGACUAGUGCCAAAAAUCGUGCUCCCAUCACAGAAGGAGUUGUUGAAGUUAAACAUGCAGGAAGAUGGCGGCAAGUAUGUGAUAUGGGCUGGACCCUCACUGCCAGCAGGGUGGCUUGUGGAAUGCUGGGAUUUCCAUCAGAAGCACAGCCAAAUAUCAAAAUGUAUAAAAAACUCUGGAACAGCAAGAUCAAUAAUCCAAAUACCAGACUCAGCACCAUGGCUCGUAAAAAGAGUUUUUGGGUGGAGAAAAUUGCCUGCCAAGGAAAUGAGCCAAAUCUGUCAUAUUGCCGUGUUCAGCUCUCCUCGUCCGUCAACAUUGUCCCAUGCAGGAAUGGCAUGCAUGCUGUGGCGCGGUGUGUUUUGGGUCCCGACUUUGUCAACACUGCCACAAUUAGACCCCAUGAACCACUAAGACAACUGAAUGUCCGACUCAAGGCAGGCCCCCAUCUUGGAGAGGGAAGAGUAGAAGUUCUCAAAGAAGGGAAAUGGGGCACAGUUUGCGAUCAUCUUUGGGACCUCACUUCUGCUAGCGUAGUGUGCCGCGAGCUUGGAUUUGGCACUGCUAAGGAAGUCUUGCCUGGAGCUUAUAUGGGUCAAGGAAUGGGGCCCAUUCACAUGAGUGCUGUGCACUGUACAGGUUUUGAACGCACUAUAACAGAAUGCUCCUUUCAAGAUAUUAACCAAGUAGGAUGUACUCAUAACAGAGAUGCCUCCGUACGGUGCAAUGCGCCCAAGUUGGACAUUGAUAGCAUGGUUCGCCUAGCAGGAGGUCGUGCUCAAGGAGAAGGACGUGUUGAGGUACUCCUGGAAGUGGGAGGUCGAAUGAGAUGGGGUUCGGUGUGCAGUGAAUCCUGGGGAAUCAAUGAAGCGAUGGUUGUAUGUCGACAACUGGGUUUUGGAUUUGCUUCUCAUGCAUUGCAGGAAACCUGGUAUUGGCCAGGGAACUCUGAAGCAAAUGAGGUGGUGCUGAGUGGGACAUACUGCUCUGGGACUGAGCUCACUAUUCAACAGUGCCGACGGAACCCACAGGUGCACUGCCCUCGAGGGGGGGGCCGACAUGCUGCUGGAGUCACCUGCACAGAAGCUGCCCCUGAUCUGGUAUUAAAUUAUCAGAUGGUCCAGGAAACUGCAUACCUUGAGGACAGGCCACUGCACCUCCUUACUUGCGCCCAUGAGGAGAAUUGCCUUUCUUCUUCUGCAAACCGUAUGAACUGGCCAUAUGGGCACCGCCGCCUGCUAAGAUUUUCUUCUCGUAUCCAUAACUUAGGACGAGCUGAUUUCCGUCCUCGUGCAUCACGUGAAUCAUGGACCUGGCACCAAUGCCACAGACACUACCACAGUAUUGAAGUAUUCACACAUUAUGAUCUCUUGACCCUAAAUGGUAGCAAAGUAGCUGAAGGACACAAAGCAAGCUUCUGUCUUGAAGACACCUAUUGUCCUGAUGGAUUGCAGAAACGAUACGCUUGUGUUAACAUGGGAGAUCAAGGUAUUACUGUGGGCUGCUGGGAUACUUACCGACAUGACAUAGACUGCCAAUGGGUUGACAUCACAGAUGUCAGGCCAGGAGAUUAUAUCUUUCAGGUUGAAGUCAACCCAAAUCUAGAUAUGGCAGAAUCGGAUUUCACCAACAAUGUGAUGCGCUGUAGGUGUAGAUAUGAUGGCCAUCGGAUCUGGAUGCACGGUUGCCACACAGGUGAUGCAUAUAGUCCAGAAAUUGAGGACCUGUUUGAGCACCAGAGACAGAUCUCCAACAAUCAGAUCUAAUGCUUCUCAAGCGAUGUUCUUCAAUCUUGGAUACAGAAAAAAGAAUAAGCUGGAGAGUGUGAUUAUGAGCAGAAAAGAAUCACAUGGACCUUCACCGCAAGUAACGCUACAGGAUACAGUAAAUGAACUUACAACACAGAUUUUCACAGAUGACUGGCGAGUAAAUCAGGAGUAAACACAGACUGACCAGGAAUAUUUUUAACCAGAACUCAAACUGCAGGCUUAGCGUCUAGCCUGUGACAGUCAGUAUACUGGAGCAGUUAAAAGAUAAGUGUGGGUCUUAUUGAGUUAGGAUAGUUUUUUUCCAUGCAUAUAUAUCUUUAAAAAGUAUCACUUUAAACAUUAAGGUUUUGUGAAUUUUUCUUUACAGUAAAAUAUCAUUAUAAUUAAAAUAUUUUAUUUUUUAAUUAAAAAAAUCUUCUAUGUAGAUAUUCAAAGAAAAAUACAUUUCCUCAUUGUCCAAGAUGUAUUAUAAAAGUAGCAGUAAUUGAAGAAGCAUUCGCGUUCCAGGAAUCAAUCUGUUCUUUUUGUAAGAAACAGGAAUCUGGGGGACAUGCUACAGUAUAUGUAAUGCACUUUAUGCUAAACAUUUCAGUGUUCAGAUGUAUUUCUUACGAUUUUUGUCUUUUUUUUUGAUGAACUCAUCAGAAGCAUAUAUUAUUUAUGUCCAUGAAGUAUCACUUCUAACUGCAGUCCUUCAUGUCAUGCACUUGAGUAUUCAGAGAUAAAUGGCAAUUUAUGAGGAAUGCCAUAGUUUCUUACUAUAGAGCUUAUUACGAUGGGGUCUUUUUCAGGUUGCCAAGGCUGAAUGCUUUGCCAAUAGACUUUUAUCAAUGUUAUUGAAUGCAUGACUGGAUUGGAAAACUGUGAAUUUUCAAAAUGACAAACACUUCAUCUACAGCAUGGAGCAUUUACCAGGAAUCAGGAAUCUCAGGAACUUAAUGAAAUUCUUCUUGAAAAUUAAGCCAGUUUGACUGAAAUAUGGGAAUUCUACAAUAAAGGCAAGGAAUAGACACAAAGAGUGUACUGGCCCUCUAUUGCAUUGAAACCAGGGCAAUCAUUACCAUAGCUAAAUUGUAUUUAAAUGUGAAGCACUCCAGAAAACACCACAGACGUCAUAAAGUAGAAAAACCAUUCAGAAAUUAUGGUAAGUUCCUGUCUCAAAUGGAAAUGGUGCUGCUGCGAACAAUGCUUGGAUGAUAAAAGCCAUCAUUUGUAUUACUUCUGCACACAUUAGCUUUUCUAAUUUAUCUAAUGAAUGCAUGCAUUUUGGAUACAUCCUAAGUAAGGUUGCUCUGGUCUACUAAGGCCAUAGACAAACUCAGGGUAUAUGUUGUUUUCUUUUGUUUUUCUUUCCUUUUUUUUUUCUUUAGUAACUUUUUCUUGUAAGGUUUAGAUAGAAAGGGGUGCUGUCUUACCUUCAUUUUUACUGUUGACUUUUCUUUGCUGUGUUUUCCAGUCAGUUGUUUUUAUCCACCAUAAUACCUAAAACCACCAUUUUGCUAUUCUGUUGACACACUGGCAUAUAUGUCUGUUUCUGCAUAUACAUACUGGUCUCCAUUGCUGUACAUUCUGAGAAUUCAUGCUCACUUAUUUUAUUAUUUUUAGAAUUUCAAAUGCCACUCAAAUGGAAAUUUUAACUUAUUAUUUAAAGUUUCUAAAAAUAAGUAAGUGGACAUUUUUAAAUGUUUCUUUGCUUACUGAGGUUUUUUUUUCUUGGCAUUGCUUUUGCUCUUUGUAUAGACAUUUUCUCAGAGUUUGUGUCCACAUCAACUGCAAAAACCCCCAAUUUCAUUAAGAUUCCCAUGUACAGUAUCUUACAUCUUAUCUUAUUUAAUAACAAUGAAAACAAACAAUGAGGAUUCCAGCAGGGUGGUAUGAAAAUCUAUUGGUUCAUAGUUCACAUUCAUAAUGGCAUCUCAAUGCCACUUCAAGAUCCUCAGAAAGGGAACAUGAUAGAAAAGAAACAUGAACUUCAGCUUACCACACUAAAAUGUAGAGUACCUUCCUUGAUUUAAACACUGGCACUGAAGAGGUUUCUAGCUGCGUUUCCAUUGCAAAUAUGUGCAAAACAGAAGCGAUACUUCUGAAAAGUCGACAAAACCCAAAUGCAACUUGUCUGUGUUUCCACUGAGUGAUUUUAUGCGAAUAAAGUUUGUUUUAAAUCUUGAAAUUAAAAUUGACGAAUGAUA